Messenger RNA from Knipowitschia caucasica, 348 nucleotides. The record is from the annotation of a GenBank genome assembly. NCBI's taxonomy places the organism in Eukaryota, Metazoa, Chordata, Actinopteri, Gobiiformes, Gobiidae.
AUGGAGGGUUGGAUGGAUGGAUGGAUGGUUGGAUGGUUGGAUGGAUGGAUGGAGGGUUGGAUGGAUGGAUGGAUGGUUGGAUGGUUGGAUGGAUGGAGGGUUAGAUGGAUGGAUGGAUGGAUGGAUGGUUGGAUGGUUGGAUGGAUGGAUGGAGGGUUGGAUGGAUGGAUGGAUGGUUGGAUGGAUGGAUGGUUGGAUGGUUGGAUGGAUGGAGGGUUAGAUGGAUGGAUGGAUGGUUGGAUGGAGGGUUGGAAGGUUGGAUGGAUGGAUGGAUGGUUGGAUGGUUGGAUGGAUGGAGGGUUAGAUGGAUGGAUGGAUGGUUGGAUGGAGGGUUGGAAGGUUGGAUGA